AUGAUUCUCUUCGAUAAGGAAACUUUCAACAAGAUCAACAAGGAAUUGCCAGGUGCUAAGGUCAUCACCAUCGCCUCAGUUUCUGACAAGUACAAGUGCAACGGUUCAUUGGCCCGUCGUGUCAUCAGAGAUUUUGCUGCUAAGGGACAAAUCAAGAAGGUCAUCUACGGUCACGGUUCUGGUAUCUUCACCAAGACUGCUUAA
Molecule: messenger RNA, 204 nt
Organism: Heterostelium album PN500
Lineage: Eukaryota; Evosea; Eumycetozoa; Acytosteliales; Acytosteliaceae
Gene: rps25
Product: eS25 family ribosomal protein
Exons: 1
Coding region: 1-204 (67 amino acids)
Cellular component (GO): cytosolic small ribosomal subunit
Molecular function (GO): structural constituent of ribosome
Source: RefSeq, a predicted model, not a curated record